CAGUUAUUUUCCAAAUCAGAAAUAGGUACCACGCCGUUUGUCACGGAUUAGUGUGUCGCCUGGUGUGAUACAGUACUUACUAACAGUGAAAAUAUACGAGACAUCUAUUUCAAAACUUAUACAGUGAAACUUGUGGCGACCCCAGGAUCCCCCAUACCGUCGACGAGCCGCACGACGCCUGAAGAACUGGCGGAGAUGGAGAUGGCGGCCUUCAGGGGGCUACAGGGAGAUGAUCAGGUCGUUUGGGUAGGAAUUGAAGCUUUGUUGCCGAAAUCGUGUUCAGACAAAUAUGAGCAGUAUGUGUAUAAAGGCAGAGAGUACAUUUUGCAGAAUUUCCCUCUGAGAUGGGAGGACGCUCGAAUUAUGUGUCGUGGACAUCACAACGGGACACUGGCCAUACUGGAUACAGAGGACAAAGCCAACUACCUGGCCCAGGCUUUAGCGGAGUCACAAUACUCUGACAUAGACUCAGUAUGGGUGGGCGCGCGCAGGUCCGGACCCGACGACCCGCACGGCUACCGCUGGCUGGACGGCGGCGCGCUGAGGAGAUCAGCUGCUGACGUGGUGGACGGGAGCGCGCUGCGGAAGUCAGCUGCUGACGUGGUGGGGGAGAAGGGGGGGCACUACCCGCUGUGGCAGAACCGCACCCUGGUGCCGGUGCCCGAGGGCGGCGCGGACUGCGCGGCGCUGGGACGGGUGCUCCACGACACACCAGUCUUCCUCGACCUUCCAUGUGCUCUGGAGCGACCCUUCUUGUGUGAAAGAGAAGCGAAGACCCAAGUCCCUGUCACCGACGUCCGCACGGUGAGGUGCCGCGCGGGCCGCUACCACGUCUACACGGCGCGCGUCACGUGGGACCAGGCCGCGGCUUAUUGUGUCAUGAAUAGGAUGCAGCUUGCCAACGUGGAUACCAUGAAAUGUAUCAGGAAACUGGGCCAUGCCAUGCUGAAAGCGAGGCCGAGCAUAGAGAACGCAUGGGUGGGCGCGCGGGGGGCGGGCGGCGUGUGGGUGUGGGCGGACGCGGGCUCGCGCGUGGACGCGGCGCCCGCGCAGCUGGACGUGGGGGCGGGGGAGUGGCCGCCUAUGAGAGCCAGUAACCGCGAUCGUCCAUCGGGCUGUCUCCAGCUGGACCUCCACGCGCCGGCGCCGCCUGCUUUCCUCAAGACUCGCUGCGAUAGGAGGAUGGACUUCGUGUGCUAUGAUGGGAAAGGAUCUCUACCCUCUGGCCGCCGUGAAGACGUAGCGCUACCUAGCGACGACACCUACUACUACAGACUAGUACGAGAACCGCUGACGUGGCAGCAAGCGGCAGACAACUGUGCCAAGAUCAACGGAACCCUGGCUGUGGUCGAUGAUAACGAGAUACUGAUCGAGCUGCUUCUUAUUAUGGGGGAGAAUAAGGAAUCGCCUAUUAGCCACAUUUGGCUGAAUGGCGUGCAAAAUCUCACUAAAGACGUUCACGGCGACCCGAUAUCCUACUGGCAAAACCCCACAAAUGGAAAGCUCAUUCCCGAUUCUAAAACACAUGAGCAUGGUUUGUUUGUGCCGCCGUGGCUUGAAGAUGAUUACGUGACUCCUGCAGAAGGGGGAUGCUUGAACUUGGAUCGUCAGGACCACUUGGUGGGUUUGGUCUACGGGCUGCCUUGCGACACUCCACAAUACUCCAUCUGUAUGAUUGAAAAAGCUGUGAAAGUCACAACUAAGAAACAAAUUGAAGAAAAUAAAGAUGCCCAGUUAAUAACAUCCCCAAUCAUGGACCCCAUCAUACCAACAAUACCAACUUAUUAACUUUAUUGAGUAAUUAAAUAUAUUCUACAACUGAAUA
Plutella xylostella (diamondback moth) is the source of this 1825-nucleotide messenger RNA. The record is from RefSeq and is a predicted model, not a curated record. NCBI's taxonomy places the organism in Eukaryota, Metazoa, Arthropoda, Insecta, Lepidoptera, Plutellidae.